Messenger RNA from Cadophora gregata, 741 nucleotides. RefSeq lists its product as uncharacterized. The transcript has a single exon. NCBI's taxonomy places the organism in Eukaryota, Fungi, Ascomycota, Leotiomycetes, Helotiales, Ploettnerulaceae. Bases 1 to 741 code for a protein of 246 amino acids. The record is from RefSeq and is a predicted model, not a curated record.
AUGAGCGAUAAAUUGGCAGCACUCUCCGGUAUUGCUGCAUUGAUGAAGAAGAAGACCGGGGAUAUGUAUGCCGCUGGUUUAUGGAAGGCGUCAUUACCUUUUGACCUAUUGUGGAGAUGCGAUCAGACUGGUGAUUUGAAGACCAAGAAGGAACGCUUGCCAUCCUGGUCCUGGAUAUCAGUUGAUGGCGCUGUCAAAUGGCCAGUUUCGCAAGAACCGGAUCCAGCACAACCGCUCCAAUACGUGACAUCUACAACAUAUUUCGAAUGUGGAGCCCUCGGUACCGAAGUCUGUAAGAUUGUAUGUGAAAUAGCUGGCCAAAAUGAGUUCGGACCGGUAGCUUCUGGGAGAAUAGUCCUGAGAACGAAAUUGAUCGACGCCACAAUUCAAUGUCUUUCUGAAAAUGAUUGGUAUGACAUGUACGAAACUCAAUUGGCGGUCAAAGUCGAAAAUCUGGACCUGGCGCCGUUCUGGCCUGACAUCAGCAUGACUGGCCCACGAGUGAGUGGAAAAAAUGGAGUGGCAACCGAGUCAUUCUUUUUGAUGCAGAUCAUGGAGCCUGGAGAAGCACUCUGGACUUGGGAAGAAGCUUUGGUCGUGAAACAAAUGAACGGAACAACGGAUGAGUUUGAGCGGGUCGGUGUCGCAGCUAAUGUUUUCACAGUCACCAGAAACGAGUGGAUAACUUCAAGCAGCUGGUUCGGAAAUGUUAUUGAUGCUCGUGAGGUGGUACUGGUGUAG